This is a messenger RNA of Staurois parvus, 408 nucleotides long. The record is from the annotation of a GenBank genome assembly. Lineage: Eukaryota; Metazoa; Chordata; Amphibia; Anura; Ranidae.
GUAAAGUUGGAAAAAAAAUCGGCCGAUUUUGCCGAUCGGCCGAUUUUUCGCGGCAAUAUCCAGCAAAAAGUGUAUCUGCAGAGAGCUCCGCUAUUUCUGACAGUUCUCUGACAGUUCCUUCACAUUUACAGCGGUUGAAACAUUGUAUCUAUUUGUUUCCGAAUAAAAACAUCUGUAUCCUAAAUGGAAACAAAUAGAUACAAUGUUUCAACCACUGUAAAUGUGAAGGAAGUCAGAGAACUGUCAGAAAUAGCGGAGCUCUCUGCAGGGACACUUUUUGCCGGCUGUAGAAGGGAUGAAAAUCGGCCGAUCGGGGAAAAGUUUUUGCUAAUUUUCGGAUUCGGCGCGAAUCGAAUUUUUCCUAAUAUUCGAAACGAAUUCCACUUCGUCAUGUUCGAUUCGCUCAUC